Molecule: messenger RNA, 1179 nt
Organism: Suillus subalutaceus
Lineage: Eukaryota; Fungi; Basidiomycota; Agaricomycetes; Boletales; Suillaceae
Exons: 5
Coding region: 1-1179 (392 amino acids)
Source: RefSeq, a predicted model, not a curated record
AUGGAAGUGGUUCCUCCCUGGUGUUACGCAGGAGCCGACACAGAGUCACCUCAACGAGCAUCCACUGAGGAACUAAUGGAUCAUACUGACAGCAUUCUGGAAGUUUGUGGUGGGGAUCAUUCACAUGCUAACAUUGAUGAUGGCUUCGGGAUGUUUGGAGAGUCACUGGAUGAAGAGUAUGAUGGUGCGGGGACCUGUUACUCUCAAGAUGGCAAGACCUUCUUGGAUCUAUUCGAUGCCGACGAAUAUGCAGAAUGCAGGGUAGACAAUCUCUACUAUCCUUUCACAUCCAAGGAAGAGUGGGAAGUUGCCGAUUAUCUCCUGCGCUCGUCCCUCAGCAUGGCAGCAAUAGAUGAAUUUCUGAAGCUUUCAAUGGUUCAAACACUACACCUUUCGUUCAACAAUGCCAAAGAACUACGAAGCCGUGCUGAAAUGCUCCCUAGUGGACCAAGUUGGAAAUGUCAGAUUAUUCCCUCCAUCCAUCCUACCAAGGAUCCUGUGGAAUGCUUGGAGAGUAUUUUCAGUAAUCCGCUGUUUCACGAUAAGCUUGAUUUUAUCCCUCGCCGCAUUUACAAAAUAGCAGCGCAGCUUCUGCGUGUAUAUUCGGAAUGGUUAACGGGAGAUUCUGCUUGGGAAAUGCAAACACAACUUCCCAGAGGCGCUACAAUUCUUGGCAUCGUUCUUUUGUCUGACAAAACCAACAUCACCACCAUGACUGGUGCCAGGGUCGCUCACCCUCUUCUUCUCGGCCUCGCCAAUAUCCGCAUGCGCACCCAUACAGAACUCUCAUCCAAGGCUUUUCUGCUUAUGGCUCUCCUCCCAAUUCCAAAGUAUUUACACCCCAAUCAACACUGCCUUGUCCAUGAAUGUCUCUCGAUCGCGUUAAAGCCAUUGACGAAAGCCGCGGAAGUUGGGAUUAUGAUGUCUGAUCUGGUAGGAAACGUCCGCCAUUGUUUUACCCCCCUCGCUGCGUACAUUGUUGAUACCCCGGAGGCAGCUAUGCUUGCAUGUGUGCGCAGGAAGACCUCUCCCUUCACCAUGGCCUCGUAUUUGCAAUUCGGGGAUAAUUUCCAGCACCCUGCUCAUACGCACUCCAUUACUCUUGGACAGCUCACUCGCAUCACGGUCAAUCCCAACGACCUGGAGGCUUAUUUUGAGGCUUGCACGGACAUGCGCUGA